UUCAUAUAUUUGGCAAAUUCUAUUUAAAUUAACCUGCAAAUUUUUACCAAAAUUACUUGCUUUUUGUCUGAUAAUAAUGUUUUUGAAUGGCUCCACUGCAGUGCAGACUUAAAUCUUAUAAAGGAUGUAAGGAGACAGCUAAAGACUAGGGUGAUGGUUCGAUUGCUGUAAUGGCAAUAAAGACCUUUGUAUUGAAUAUUUAAAAGUGCAUAAAUUAUUUAUAAUAUUCCAUUCAUUUUGAAAUUCACGUUAAGAGAAUAGCUACAUUUAUUUCUUUCCAAAUCGAUUCUCCUUUUACACGAUUUUGUUAUCUUUGAGAGACGCCUGUCUGAUUUCCUAUUGAAAACAAAUUUUGUGGUUAAAUGAAAAAUAAUGAAUCUGACAUUUCUGUAACUUGAUAUGGCUGCCUUCUUUCUCAGACCUUAAAACUCUAUGUUGAACUUUUACUUUAGUUUGUUUUUACCUUCUAAAUGUAUUCAGUUUGUCAGAAAAACACUGAAAACUACUACAAGGUAAGUCAAGCCAAGAGACUUCUUGAAACUGAAUCUCUCUGGCCUAGUUGCUAUAAAAAGCUGCUUGUUUAUGUGGAGUAGAAAUCUCAGUCUGAAGAGAAGUGGAAGUCAGAUCUUUGUGUGAAAGAAGAGUUGGCGUUGAGGUGAACGUUUUAAGAGAUUUUGCCGAAUGCCUUCAGCAAAGUUAAAAAUCCACCUUUGACAUGGAGUUUACCAGGCUCUACCUUCCGAUGGAGUGGGAAGAACGAUGGAGGAAAGAAAAGGAGAGGAUUAAAAGAGUGAUUGAAGAAGGUGGAGAAGGGUUAGAACAGGACAACCGUGAGUUGAGGCGAAUUGUUGCUUACAACGAUUCCAGGAUGGGCCUAGCUAGUCAAGGAGAUAAAACUAAAGAGUCCGAGGUGAGAAAGACUCAAAGUAAUAAGGACGAUGCCGGUGGACAUACCAGUGAUGAGGCAGUUGAGGAUAUGGAACAUCAUGUCUACACAUUUUCAAGCAAUACCUUUCCUAAAGAGAUAUUUAUGACUCUUAAGGAACUGCAGAUUUCCUCUAUUCUUACAGACCUGACUCUGACUACUGAGGACGGCAGCAGCUUUAGUGUGCAUUCCCUAAUUCUGGCUGCUGUCAGUGCCUUCAUUCUAGAAAAACUUAAGGAAAAAAACAUGGGACAGUCUUACAGUACUCAAGGGAAAGUUACAAUGUGGUCGGUACACAUGGGUAAUGAAGUUGACCAAAUUGGGCUUCAGGCAGUUAUUGAGUUUGCUUACAGUGGAGAUCUAUCGAUUUUAAACAAAGACACUCUAACUCAGAUCAAAACUGCAGCUAAAGUACUGCAGGUCCCGCAACUGCUGGAUUUCUGCAACAACAUAAAUGCGACAAAGGAAGAUCAAUGUCCUAAAACCGACCAAGAUAGAAUCUCUGCAGACGUACAUCUGAAGGAUACUCUACGAUCCAUUGAAAGGUUGUUGGAAGACAAAGUUGGAUGUGAUGUAAUUUUGGAACUGGAUGAGAUUUCUUUCCAUGUUCAUAGAAUUAUCCUGGCAGCAAGCAGCGACUACUUCCGUGGGAUGUUCACAUGUGGAAUGAAGGAAUCUCACCAGGCCUGCAUCGCUCUUCCCUUUGUACCGGCCUGUGAAUUGGAGGCACUAAUCGGUUGGUCCUACAGCGGGACUCUUCAUCUCAGCUGGGACUGUGUUUUUGAGAUAGCCUGCACUGCCCUUCAGCUUCAGUUUCAACCUGCUUUCUUGCUUUGCCUGAAAUUCAUGCGAGAAGAAAUGCAGGUAAACUCGUGUCUAGACGUGGAAUCAUUCGCUGAAGCAUAUGGCUUGUCAGAACUCCUCGAGGAAGCCAAUGACUUUACACUGAGGAACUUCAGGGAAGUGUCAGCAACAGCAAAGUUUCAAGACCUUCCCGCAAAGAAGCUCCUGGACUUGCUCCGCUGCGAUGGUCUGUGCGUGCCUUCAGAGUUGACUGUAUUUCGUGCUGUAAUCUCCUGGAUUCAAGCGGAUCCCGAAGAGAGGUUGGCCCAGGCUGCUUUACUGAUGAGCGGAGUUCGUUUCCCACUCAUGACCUUUCGUGAGUUCAGGGAGGUCAGAGCAAUUAAUCUGCACAUGGAGUGCUUUGCAGACAAAGAAGUGGAACUCUAUGGAUCCGCUCUCAAAGAAUUUGGUUUCAGUCUCCCAAAGUCUGAUGAAUACUGCCGAAUCAGGCGACCUAAAGAUGCUCUUUGUGUGGUUGGGGGGGACCAACUGGAUCCAGAUGUGGGUAAACGUAUACCAAGCCAGGAUAUCUGGUUUGCCAACUCUUUGCGCAAUGGCACAGGAUUGGUGAAGGAGAUAGAGUGGAGGAGACUAGGUGAGAUUCCAGAAAAGCCAAAGUUCAGACAUGGCGUGGCAGUAAUGGAGAGAAGGUUGUAUGUAGCUGGUGGAUGUUACUUUUAUGCCAAGGAUAACAUAAUGACAUCAGCCUAUAGCUAUGACCCCGUGACAAACACUUGGAAAAGGUUGGCCGACAUGCAGGAGCCAAGAAGUAACUUCUCAUUGGUGGUGCAUGAGGAGCGCCUUUAUGCCAUUGGUGGAGACAAAGAGAUUGACACCAACACAGACAGCGUUGAGAUGUAUAAACCAGAUAGCAACUCAUGGAGCUUCAUCCGCCCUCUGGACCAGGCUCUCAGUGGCUAUGGAGUCUCUGCCAUAAACGGAGGCAUCUUCAUCUCUGGAGGUUUUAACUGUAAAUAUGUGUGCCUGGCCUCCAUGCUCCUGUACCACCCGGAGAGAGGAAGCGUCUACCUGGCGGACAUGUCCCGUGACCGAGCCCAACACUGUAUGGAAGCAUUGCGAGGACGCCUUUACGUUGCCGGUGGGCUGUGUAACCUGAGGAAGUUCUACACCGAUCAGCUUGCCUGUGAGGUGUACGACCCAGUGACAGACUCUUGGGCUGAUUUUUCCUCGCUGCCAGUGCCCCAUGUUGGUUCUGCCUCGGCUGUCCUGGAGGAGAAGCUCUAUGUUCUGGGAGGAUACUGCCAGGACGAUUACAGCGAGUCGGGACUGGUCCAUCGGUUUGACCCCGGCCUCCAGCGGUGGGAGACCAUGGGCAAGCUACCAGGGGCUGUUACUGACAUUAAGGCAUGUCUUCUCCACUUGCCCCAGCAAUUCAGACACUAACCAGAUGGUCAUAAUCAUAAACCGUUACAGAAAAUCCAACCUGUCAUUUUGACUCGCAAAGGUAUAAAAUGACUUACAAAAGUAUUAUUUAAUAGGUAGACCAACACAAAGUAGUGCAUAACUGGGAAGUGGAAUUGUAUUUGUCUUCAACCUAGCCCAUCUUGUUCCACAUGUCUUCUUUCUACAGCCAAGCCACUGAAGUGACUGAAGUUUCCCCCAAAUCUUUCUUGGUGCUUCUCCAGUUCAUCAACUUCAUUCUUCAGGACGCUAAUAUCGAUUUUCUGGUUGCUUGUGGAUCUGGUCAACUCUGCAAGAAUAUAUGCGCAACAUAUUCAGUUUAAUAUGUGCAAACCUUAAGUAGUUUACCAGAAAAUAAAUAAAAUGCUGUUCAAAUGUCAAAAUUACCUUCGCUUUUGAACUGAAUCAGCUGCAGUUGGUUUUCCAGGUCCGUCUUGGUGACAUUCAGUCAGGAUUCUAGAUCGACUCUGAGGGCCUGAGUUGUUGAGUUUAGGCAGGAAAUCUGAUUCUCGUGCGAGUUCAGCAGAGUUUUACUGCUGCUGAACGAAGCUUCAGUUUCCAUCUCUAAAGUUAUAAUCUUCACUUUGAUGUAAAAAAAAAACAAAAAGAGUGCAAAAGUCAAUAUAAAAUAUUAAAUUGCCUUCAAUCCCAUUACUGGCACGUUAAACACUAUGUGAACAACAACGUGGCAACAAAAAAGAAAUAUUUUUACUAAUCUGGUUUACGCCUUAUUUAAAAGAAACUUAUCGUGCACUUCUAUGAUCUUGAAUUUUGGUCAUUUGAUCGUGUCAUUGCAGAACUACCUUCAGUGGUUUCCUCAAUCAUCUGUAGUUUCUUUUCAAGGUCAGUCUUGGUGGCAACCAGUCGGUCUUCAAGGUUCACUUCAAGACCCCGAGUCGUUCGAUUCAGGAGGGUAAGUUCAUUUUUGUUCGCUUCCAGUAAAGGCUUUAGUGUCGUUGACUGAAUCUUCGGUUUCCAUCUCUAGAUGGAAAAGCUUGGCUUUUAUGGCCAAAACAGGUCAACAAGCUAAACCCUAUUCAUGAUUACUUUGACUACAUUUACUGGCAUUUUAGGCUCCAUAUCAGCUAUCAGAAUUACAACAGUUUGACCAAUCAGAUGGUUCAUCAUGGCGUUUUGUGUUUUUAGCUCAUGAAUGGCUUUGUUGAACCUGCUUGUGAUUUUUUGGUCCAGUUCAGUUUUUUGGUUGUGUAGUUUGGUGCUAAGAGCUUGAAAUACAGGUUAAGUAAGUUAAAGCCUUUCAAUUAUGAAUACUGUUAUUAAUCUCAAAAAAUAUUAAGUUUGAAAUUACCGUCAGUAUUUUUCUCAGUCGCAUCCAGUUUUUCUUCAAGGUCCACCUUGGUUACGUUCAGAUGACCUUCCAGUUGUGCCUCAGGGUUUUGGGCCUUUGAGUUGAGGUGGGACAGUUCGUCCUUGUACGCGUCCAGCAGCGUUUUCAUGUUCUCAAAGUCAGCUUCAGUUUUCAUCUCCAGACUUUCGAGCUUGGCUUUUUUUUUUUAUUCGAUUAGGUUCUUCUCGGUUAAAUGCAGCCUCUGCUCGAUUCCACUGAAGUUUCCCCCGACUCUUUCUCGGCGUUUCUCCAGUUUGUCGACGUCACUCCUUAGACUUGGGAGAAUUGGUGUGAAACAAAACCCUAUUGUUGAGGAAGAUGGACACAUAUAGUGAUUCAUCUCUUUUGACGCCUAACAGGUUCUCUGUUAUGACUGCAACAUCUGUGCACUCAGUUGAACAGCACUGCAGAUCUAGACGAAUAUAACCCACUGCGGUUACCCCUCUCAUAUCAUCUCGGUAGGAUGAGGCCAGAUGGAUGAGGUGGUGAGUUGAUGUUAAGUGUGAGGAGAGCUGCAGGUGUCCACUGUGAGAAAAUCUACUGCAGCCAACAAACUGACAACAAAAUGCAACAAAAUUUCACAUUUCUUAAGCGUGGGACAACGUAAGAAGAAAGCCUUUUUAUGGUAAUCAAAACUACUUUAACAAAAAGAAAUUUAAAAAAAAGAAAAAUGCAGUGCCUGAUUAAAAGACAAUUAAUUAGUUUAAAUUGUAGAUGUAUUAAAGUAGAUAUGAAGAUCUGUAGACCAAGUAUGAAUUGUUGUUUUUAUCUCAUUGCAAGGUUUACUGUGCCCUUUUA
Messenger RNA from Xiphophorus hellerii (green swordtail), 5336 nucleotides. Its product is annotated as kelch-like protein 33. Gene Ontology annotation, molecular function: protein binding. The transcript is spliced from 4 exons. The record is from RefSeq and is a predicted model, not a curated record. NCBI's taxonomy places the organism in Eukaryota, Metazoa, Chordata, Actinopteri, Cyprinodontiformes, Poeciliidae. Bases 716 to 3172 code for a protein of 818 amino acids.